This is a messenger RNA of Phialemonium atrogriseum, 2578 nucleotides long. Its product is annotated as YAP-binding/ALF4/Glomulin. Gene Ontology annotation, cellular component: cytoplasm. Lineage: Eukaryota; Fungi; Ascomycota; Sordariomycetes; Cephalothecales; Cephalothecaceae. Bases 24 to 2126 code for a protein of 700 amino acids. The record is from RefSeq and is a predicted model, not a curated record. The transcript has 2 exons. Gene Ontology annotation, biological process: cellular response to oxidative stress.
AACGUCAUUACGUUGCAGGUUUGAUGGAUCCAUCCAGAUCUGGCUCCUCCCCACUGUGUGAGUCGCGCAAUAAAAUACCUCGAGCCUGGCUGGGCUUACUGGACUGCUUGGCGCGGGGCAGCUCAAGUCACCCAUGCGGGGCAAGUAAUUAUCACUUUCCACCACAACCUCCAUCCAGUCGAAAGGGAAUAUCAUCGCUCCGCCUGCCAUACACUAUGGCCGACAUAUCCAAGGCCAUUGUGGCGAUCCAGGAGUCGAAGCCGCCGACAACGGACCGGUUCACCUACCUGACUAUCCUCGAAUCGCACCUCUCGCCCGAGAUCCUACCUGCGUUGAACGACAUCCUCCAAGAUGCCCAACUCACUCAGGAUAUCGGCUGGGACAUGGUCGACAUGCUCAUCGCUCUCCCCGGCUGCGAGCCCUGUCUCGAGACCAUAGCGCGGCUGGGCAACCCGCGCGAGGUGAUAUUGAAGGUCCUCGAGGUGCUGGAAUCUCUCCAGCAGGACGAGGGCUACGAGAGCGACGACGAGCGAGCCGAACCACCACCUACCCCUUCCCCCCCACCGACGCAGAAGUUCAUCACCCUAGUCGGCAUGCUCGCCAUCCUUCACGGCCGGAUCAAGACGAAGUACCCGUCUCGCUUCCUGGCUACUACCCUGCAGACCGUCUUUCACACGUACCGCCCUACCCCAGACAUCACCGCCUCGGUCAUCAACCUCAUUCACAGCCUCUCUGGCCGCCGCCGGCCGUCUCUCCCCACGAGGAAGUCUAGCGUCAACGUUGCGAAUCCCGACAAGGACGGCGAUACGUCUAAGAACGCCCCCGACCCGGAGGCGGACAAGGACGAGGCGGCGGACCCGACCGAGGAAGAGCUACAGGGAAAACUGCUGCUUAGUUUCGUGACGUGCAUCCUGGAAUCCUACGUCAAUGGCAACAAUAUGAUGUGGGCUCCGAGGCUGCUCGAGUACUACAACCCGACGAAGCUGGUACCGGGGAAGAGAAGUGCCCUGCAGGCCUUCCGCGAGGACCAGGAGCUUCUGGCCCGGGAUGCCGUUGUCGGCCAGUUGGUCGCUCUGACGAGAGACCUUGGCCUGUCGAAGUGCUCUCCCACCCUCGUCAAGCAGCUUAUCGAGGGCCCAAUGCAGAAUGAGCCCCUCGUCGAUACGGAGGAUAUCUCGAGUCUGGAUGACAUUCCUCUCUCGACCGGAGGCUCUGUCUGCCUGCUUGCGUACUGGGUGUUCUCGUCAACGGUAUUCGACGCCGACCAGCCCAAGCCCGACAUCUACGUCUUUCCGGAGCACUUCGCCCUUCUCGAUCAACUACUUCAAGACAACGCACAGUCCCUGAUACACAGCACUCCGGGGACAGUUGAGGCCACCGUCGCCAUCGGCCUCUGGCUCGAAGACAACAAGCGGAUCUCGGCCGCUCCCACAAAUUCCCCGUUGAGAUCGUCAGAGACGGCGCCCAAGGACCCGACGGCCAGUUUCAUGAGCUACCUCCACCUCCUGACUCUGAUCGCCGUGUACCACCCGUUCCUCCCCGUCCGGAACGCCGCCAGCGCCCUCGCAGGCGCAAUCCUGCACGCCGACCCCGACGACGACGACCGCCUCCGCAUCCUGGAGGACCUCCUCGAGAACUGCAUGUUCGCGCAGCUCAAGGCCUGCGCCGUGACCUGGCUGCGCGAGGAGCUCAACGCCGCCGCGUCCGCGGCCGGCGGCCCGCCCAACGUCUUCGCCGGCCCCGAGGCCCUCGAGGCGGUCCAGUACGUCGUCUUCCCCGACCUCGCCUUCCUGGCGGAGCUCGACGCGGCGGGCCUGCGCGAGCACUGGGCCGCCAACGCGCCCUUCGUCCUGCAGGCCGUCAACCUCGCCCUGUUCCUCUGGGGCAGCAAGACCGACGGCUUCGCGGCCGCCGUCCCGGCCGGGAUGAACGCCGCCGUCGCCGCGAGGUGGGCCGCGCCGCUGUGGAGGGCCGCCGAGUCGAUGGCCGCGGCGGCCGAAGGGGCGGACGGGGAGGGCGGUGGACCGCCGAGGAUGGAGCUCGAGGUCUUGAGGGAGAGGCUGAGGCGGCUGGCUGGCACGGAGGCGUUUAAGUCGUUGGGUCUGGGGGAGGCGGAGAGCACGUAGGUUACUUUGCGGGACAGGAGAGGUCAAGGGUGAGAGACCCGGGCGAGAUUGGGGGCGAGAGGUUCUGCUUGCUUGUAUGGAUUUUGCAUGAUAAUUUCGACGACGGCUAUGACCUUGGCACCUUGUUUUUUCCUCUACUAGGAUCGGAGAUAUCGAGAUCUGGGCGCAUGGACGAGAGGUAAUAGGGAGGGGAUAUAGGCAACUCUUGUGUAUAAAACUGAGAUAUUGGCACCCAGCCUGGUUCGAGGAAUUUGACGGUGCGAUUCAUUGCUGUUCGCCCUAGCAUUCAUUCCAGAUGCCUGAGCUUGAACUGCCUGCAAAGGAACUGGUGUCUACGCCGUUCGGGGCAACGCUGGCGCUACAACAGCUGCCCUUGCGCAGUAUCUUCCUCCGAGGUACAGGGAUUCACUAUUAUCUCAUGGAGAAUUAACAGGCACUGCCUUACGGAAAAU